This is a messenger RNA of Helicoverpa armigera (cotton bollworm), 3462 nucleotides long. RefSeq lists its product as uncharacterized. Gene Ontology annotation, cellular component: cytoplasm. The record is from RefSeq and is a predicted model, not a curated record. Lineage: Eukaryota; Metazoa; Arthropoda; Insecta; Lepidoptera; Noctuidae. The transcript is spliced from 13 exons. Gene Ontology annotation, molecular function: cysteine-type deubiquitinase activity. Gene Ontology annotation, biological process: protein deubiquitination. The coding region runs from base 433 to 3204 and encodes 923 amino acids.
UGGUUAUUAACGAUCGAUAUUUACGUUAUGCCGUACCAAACACGUGAUGUAACGUGGUUAAAUGGAUUAAAUUUGUGUUUUAUUCAGCAUAGGCUGUGUCAUGCUAUGUCGCUAAAAAUAAUACUGGAAUGUAUUUUUGGAAUUAUAUUUGGCGAUUUUGCGAGUGCGGGGCGGUGAAGACGUGUGAAAGUUUGUAAUUACGCUGCAAAAAAGCUUUUUAACUAGUGGCCUUGAUAUAUUAAAUCAAUUUUAUAUGCAGUGGUAUCAGGUUACGCGUUUUUCAACGAAACCAAAGCCAAAAAGCACUUGAGUCAAGCGAAAAAAAGCAAAACAUGCAAAGAAAACGACCGCCGUCCAGAAUUAAAGUUAGCCUAGUGUAAGACAAGCGUACGUUAAGGAUAUGUGUUAGACUGUCACAGACAAACAUACAAAAUGCCUGUGGUAUCUCCCUCUCGAUACAAUACCACUUCAUCGAGCCUCUCUGGCUCGUACCGGUCCACUUUGACUUCUUCAAGCUCAGAGAAACCUUACUACAGGUCUACAAGUGGAAAUUAUGACACUAUACGCAGCUAUGAGAGGUCAGAAUAUAGGUCCAGAUUCUCUGACAUUGAUGGCAACAGAGAAAGAAAGACUAUCUCUGAACGCACCCGAACAUCUAGAGCACCGAGCAUCGCUGACUCUGACAGUGGCAUCUCUAGCAGAUACCGGUCUGACAGAAGUGAGUCAAGGUCCAGAGAUAUCUCUACAACCCGCAGUGAGAGUAGCAAGACCUCCAGUGAUCCUCUACCGAGGAGUCGGAGACCUAUUCUGACUUCUACUGAGUUGGCUAUGUCACAUGCGGAGUGGUAUAAUAAGUAUUCACCAGCAAAUUAUAUACCGUUGACACAAAGGAUACAACAGCAACAGCAGAAUCAGAAUUAUGCAGAAAUUUCAAGGUCAAAGUCAAUUUCAAAUGAUAUUGGAAGGCCUCCGGCUGCAGACCCUACGAGGCUUGCAAGGAAAGCAAGGAAUUCAGCUGCCACCAUAUCAGAGAGACCAGAACGAAGAUCGUAUAAGGAAACCUCGCCGGUUUACAAGAGAGGGAUGCUAAACGGUGUUAAGGAUACGAAUGGCAACGAAGUGCCUCCAGUCUCGGAGAUCAGAAAGAGAUUCGAUCAAAAGAUGACUGUUACGAAACUGCCCGCGAACGACUCGCGGUACACCGAACAAUAUCUAAACCAACUGAAGGAUUGCGAGAACGGCACGGUAGGGUAUACUAAGCUCGUCCCGAAAGACGACAAGCCGGUACCAGUCCAUUUGCCUCACGAAAAGAACGGUUUGCAACGCUGGGAAGUAGGUUCAUCCAGCUCUCGAUCUAACUCAAACUCAGAUCUGUCACUAAGUAAGACGAUAUCCGAGCCAGUUUGCCUAGCCAAACCAAUACACGAUAGAAAUAGUUCCAUGUCCACUUCUUUAACUUCAAAACUGCCUUCCGACCGUCUAGCCAGCAUUAAAAGCCAGCUAGACCCAAACAAUCCUAUAGGCAAGAUUCUAGAAAAAUCCACCGUCAUACAAGUAGAGAAUGGCGAUUUGGAUUAUAAGAAACAUGACGGAAAUAAAAUUAAAGAUAUAAAGAGCGAUAUAGAGAAACAGACGAAAGCGCCAAAACACACAUCUAACUUCGCUUCUUACAUACAGAUAUCACAACCAGUUUCAUCCGGAACUACGCCCAAAAAACAAGUAGAAUUAAACCACAUUAAUAACGAAGAUGCAACUAAAAAUGAUAUUAAAUCUGAACCUAGGAAAGCGAGAGCUAAUCUUAAGUACAUAGAUUCGGAAGAAGAUAGGAUACUGUUGGAAAAUGAUAUUGAAUCUCCUAGUGGUACCGGUUUUGAGAACAAGACUUUUGAACAUGAGAAUUAUUUGAAGAAAAGAACGGAAAAGAAUGAGGAGGGUAAAGAACAAACGGAGGAAGCUAAAUCUAUGGAAACCAGUACUGAAAGCACGAUUAGCGAGCCCAGUGAUGAUUUAAGUCCUGAAACUCCGUCUGCUAGAAGAAAAGUCUUGGAUACAAAGGAUUUUGAAGAUUGUAAAGGGGAGUUGGCCGGCGGCAAGAGCGGGCCUAGCGGCCUCCGGCGCAGCAGCGAGCGCUCCGACUCGCUGCCCGACUCGCGCACUGACAAGCAGUCCAGUCAUACUAGUGGGCUAAACGGCCUCCGCAACAUAGGCAACACAUGUUUCAUGAACAGCGUGCUCCAGUGCCUCUCAAACACGAGGCCGCUCCUCGAGUACCUCUGCGACGAACGCUACGCUGAUGAUAUCAACACCUCGCUGUCGUGUAUGAAGGGGGCGCUCAUUAAAGCGUUCGGCAUAGUGAUAAAGGAACUAUGGCGCAGUGGCGAGAAGGAUGCCGUGGUGAACACGACGGCGCUCAAGUCCCAGGUUCAGCGGUUCGCGCCCAGGUUUAUGGGCUACAGUCAGCAGGAUGCACAGGAGUUCCUCCGCUACCUGCUGGAGGGUCUGCACGAGGAUGUGAACCGUGUCACCGUCAAGCCCAAGCCCAUACUCACCGAGAUCGAUGACAACCUCAGCGACUCAGCCAAAGCCCAGGAGGCGUGGAACCGCUACCUCCGCAUGGAGGACAGCCGCGUGGGGGACAUCUUCGUGGGACAGCUCAAGUCCACCCUCCGCUGUACUCAUUGCAACCACGAUAGUGUCACCUUCGACCCCUUCUGGGACCUCAGUCUCCCGAUCCCGUCCCGCACGGGCAACCUGAAGCUGCAGCAGUGUCUGUCGCACUUCACCAGGGAGGAGGAGAUGGACGGCGACGAGAAACCGACAUGUUCAAAGUGCGGCGUACGCAGGAAGUGCCUGAAAUGGUUCACCGUGCAGAAGUUCCCGCAAGUACUCGUGUUGCAUCUCAAGAGGUUCUCUCCAACGGAACGUUUCCGGGGCAAGCUAAACGUUCUAGUCGAGUUCCCUCUCAGCAACCUGGACAUGUCACCGUACGCCGCCACCCGCGCCGCCGCACCCGUCUACAACCUCUACGCCGUCAGCAACCACUCAGGCACGACGUACUCGGGUCACUACACGGCUUACUGCAAGCAUCCUUACAACGGCGAGUGGCACGAGUAUAACGAUUCACGAGUAACACCAAUAAGCAGUCGGAACGUGGUCUCCUCCGAGGCGUACGUCUUAUUCUACGAGCUGUCGCGCCACACGUAGCGAACAUCUCGUCCACACGUCAGCAACAAGUCAACAACAUGCAAACAACUAGCUUUAUACUGAAAUAACAAGUGCGUGGUGUAGGUCACAUUGUGUUAGAACGAAAUAGAAAAAAUCUCAUUUUUAAUGUUGUAAGGUAAGUUAAAAUUUAUUUUUGAAUUUUUGUUACAAAGAUUAUGGUAUUCAUUUGUCUACAUUCUAAAAUGUAUCUAAUCCCCGCACUCAGAGACAUUUAUGGUCUUACUACAAAAACUUAAA